CCUACCCCCCUCCUUUUGCCGGCCAAAUUUUCAUUAAUUUUUCCCGGCCCCCGCGUUCACGGCACACCGACAACGCCACUAACUCGUACGCGGUCGACGUACCCGUUGCGGUUUUUCGCGUGCGUGCACCAGAGUGGUGUUGCUCAUCGUCGCCGCUGCGGUCGUGUUUUCGGUUCCGGGCCGGAGCGAUUCGCGGGCCCGUUCAGUACGCGUGGUCGCGACCUUGCACAGGUCGUUCGUUCGUCGACCAUCACGUACAGGCCAAUCGGAACGUCGCCGCACCACCGUUUGCCGUCAACAAUACACGGAGAUCCUCGUCGCCGGCAUUGUGUUCACAAGGUGUCCCGGCAGCCGUCGCAGCCGCGCACACAACACCUGCCCGUCCGUCAACACAGUCUUCGAUCACCGCGGACCCACGUGGGCAGAGUGCACUUUCGAUUCCGGAGAGAUGACUUGCAGACCGGCAACCGUUUCGUCGGCCACCCGCCGCGGCCCGUCUGCGACCAGUGGCAGCUUCAAGAGGACAGCGGUGUUUUGGCUGGUGUCCGCAGUUGUAGUGGCUAACGUGAUCAGAUUCGCUGAAUGCCGAGUACUCCAUGAACAGCCGCUCGAAAAAUCCGAUUACCCGAACGACGGACCUGACGGUAGCGAGGACGACGAUUUGGAAAGUUCUGUGGAAGAAGACGACAAGGAAACGGUUGUACCGGCCAUUAUAACAACAGGUCUUACGUUCGAUGUGAGCGAAGGCACGACUGUAAAUCUCCCGUGCAAGGUGCCUGAAAAAGUCGCAAACGAAUUUGCGCUAUUAUGGAUCAAUGGCACCAAGAGCAUAAUGACUGACACUUCUUCGAGUACGACGGACCCUAGAGUCAAAGCAGGAACACCGGCGCCAAAGGGAUCCGGAUUCGUGGAAAACACUCUGGUCAUCGAGCUAGUAACACGAUGGGACUCUGGAUCGUAUACGUGCAAGAUGACGUCUGAACCCCCCGUUAAGAUAACGCACACCCUUCGCGUCACACACCCGGCCAAGAUCUUGUCGGUGCAGGCAACGGGUGGUGUAAAAUCUCAACAGAACGCCUCCGUAGUGAAAAAAAUCACGUUGAAACAAGGCGAUCCUGUGCAGCUGGUGUGUAAUGUGGCGGGAUAUCCAGAACCCACUGUGCAAUGGACAAAAAGGGCAAAGUACAAUCAGCAGCAAGUCAAUGCCGCAGAACAGUCCUCGGGGCUGGAGAGCUCAACAGCGCCCGCGACCGUAGUGGUGUCGAACACGAACGAAGUGCGAAUCGAGACGGUGUCCGCUUACCGCGACGCCGGUUAUUACGAGUGCACCGCGCAUAACGCUGCCUCCGUGGUAACCGUUUCGGAAGACGGGACGUCAGCGAACUCCGCCCGUUCUGGAAUAGAACUGGAAAUCGAUUACCAACCUAACGUGAUGGUUCCCCGACCCGUCGUCAACACUGGCGAAACGUACCCAGCCGUGUUGACGUGCACCGUCAACUCGUUCCCCAAGCCCAAGGUGUCGUGGGAAAAAGAAAUGAUCGCCGCGGACAAUUCGUCGUCGUGGAAACAGCUGGUUAACGAUGCGUCCAACGGACGGUACGAGUUCAUCAGGCAGAUGAACGCGGCCGUCGCAGCGGGCAACGGGAGCGCGGUGCCCGCGGGAACCAAUUACAUUUUGAAAGUGAAACGAGUGGAGAGCUCGCAAGACUUUGGCCGGUACCGGUGCAUUGCCGAAAACAGGGUUGGCAGCACUUACUCGGAACUCAUCACGUUAACUGGUUCGCCGGCCCGACCGCAGAUGUCUUACGUGCAAGUCAAGGCCGUAACGCCCGAGCUGGGAUGGAUCGUGGACAGUUCGUCGCCGCUCGCCGAGUACCAAUUGCAGUACAAGCAGCAACAGGACUCGCAGGCUUCGUGGACGGAUGUGCGGCCGCAGCCUCAGGUGGUCGAGCCCAGCAGUAGCGCGGGUGACGAGCGCCGGUAUACGAUGUCGUACACGUUCGGCGAGGGCCAACACAAUCAGCAGCAGGCCGGUGAACCGGCUCUCGUGCCGCCCACCCUGCAACACGGCAUCACGUACGUGGCCCGUCUCCGGGCUAAGAACAACUACGGCUGGUCCGAUUGGUCGUCCGAAGUCGUGUUCUCCGGUGGAAUGGACGAAGAACAAGAUGCUAACGAAAUAGCUCAGCAAAAUGGUCAACGUAAGGAUGACCAAGUAUUGAAAUCGUCGGUCGGGAGCUCCGGCGUGAGUCAGUACUGCACCGCUACCACCACUGUUGCGUUAACCGUCACCGCAAUGGUCGCGGCUUUCAUUUGUUAGACAGCAGCACAAAGUCCGCGAGCGUCACCACCACCAGGCGCGAACCUCGACCACGAUGUCGGACAACAACAUCCACAACAACAACAACAAUUACAUCAAUACAACUAUUAUAUUAUAAUAUUAAAAUGUACAAGGCGCAACAGGAUCGCUUUACUGUCCGUGUGCACCACAAACGUAACCGAGUUUGAUUGUCAGGCUGGGUUCGGAUCGAUAACAAUAUCGAUUGAAUCGAACGGAUACACUAUAUGUAUAUUAAUAUACGCGCCCUGCCCCUUUAAAACUCCAGUCUCGAGCCUUUUUUUCCCUCUUGAUUGACGGGUGCCGCCGGGGAAACGGAGAUAAAAAUAAAAAAUUAUUUCAUAAUUUCAGUAUCAAAAACCAUAGACAUACUCGAUUAUAUUUACUCACCUUUCUUACUCACCUAUUUACUGCAGGGUACACGGCAUCCCGUGGCUUACUGACAUGACCCCCGUCCUCAUAAAUAUUUCAUUUACUUUAAAUUUUUCCUGAUUUUUUUUUAUUUGUCUAAUAUUCGCAUAACAAAUGUCUCUGUCAGAAAAUAUAUAUACACUAACAUGAUACUAUAUGAUUCAGAGACGUCCGUCCUCUUGACGUUUUUCGCAUCGUCUUGUAAUUAUUAUUAUUUUUAUAUUCGUGUCGUUCAUCCCCGUAGCACGUUGUGUAGCUGAAUUUUUGUUAUUAUUAUACCGCCAUAAAUGUAGUACCGGAUUUUCCGGGUCCUUAACAUUUGUUAUAUCACGUAUUUUCCCGUAAAAACAAAAAAACAAAUUUAAAAAAAUAUUGGCAGUUGAAAGUUAACAGAUUAAAACAUAGUUCCUCGGUGAGUUUAAAUUGUUAUUAAUUCUACAUUUAAAAAUGUUUAAUUUUUUUUUUUCGUUUGCUGAACCUAAAGUUUUUAGUCACUUUCCAGGUUUUAUCGCAAAUAAUGUGUUGGAUUGAAAACUAAAUCAAUCCCUAUACACUAAUACCCAUAUUAUACGCACACACGCACUCGCAUAUAGUACUUUUUUUUUUAUUUAAUGGGAGUAUAUUUUCUACACGUAAGUAUACGCGUCACGCCUAUAUACCUACACACGCGAUUGUCGUAAAUGUCGUGAGCAAAAAUUAAAAAAUAAAAAAAAACAUUAAUUGCUUGUAUCACAUAUUAUUCCGACUGCGGUGAAGUUUUUUCUUUUACAAUAAAUUUAACGAUUAUUUAUUAA
Molecule: messenger RNA, 3543 nt
Organism: Sipha flava (yellow sugarcane aphid)
Lineage: Eukaryota; Metazoa; Arthropoda; Insecta; Hemiptera; Aphididae
Product: hemicentin-2-like
Cellular component (GO): neuron projection
Molecular function (GO): protein binding
Source: RefSeq, a predicted model, not a curated record